UUCCAGCCGCCCCACCCCCUGCCCCACACAAGAUGUCAGAGGACCUAGCAAAACAGCUGGCCAGCUACAAAGCUCAGCUACAGCAAAUAGAAGCUGCACUAUCCGGAAAUGGAGAAAAUGAAGAUUUACUGAAAUUGAAGAAAGAUUUACAAGAAGUUAUAGAAUUAACCAAAGACCUUCUGUCAACUAAACCUUUGGAAACUCUUACAAGUUCAGACAGUUCUGCUUCUACUCAACCUGCUCAUUCAUGGAAAGUAGGAGACAAGUGUAUGGCAAUCUGGAGUGAAGAUGGACAGUGUUAUGAAGCGGAGAUUGAGGAGAUAGAUGAAGAAAAUGGCACUGCUGCAAUCACCUUUGCUGGUUAUGGAAAUGCUGAAGUGACUCCACUAUUGAACCUCAAGCCUGUAGAAGAGGGAAGGAAGGCCAAGGAGGACAGUGGCAACAAACCCAUGUCAAAA
This is a messenger RNA of Jaculus jaculus (lesser Egyptian jerboa), 458 nucleotides long. RefSeq names its product survival of motor neuron-related-splicing factor 30-like. Gene Ontology annotation, biological process: regulation of alternative mRNA splicing, via spliceosome; mRNA processing. Gene Ontology annotation, cellular component: nucleus; precatalytic spliceosome; cytoplasm. The record is from RefSeq and is a predicted model, not a curated record. Lineage: Eukaryota; Metazoa; Chordata; Mammalia; Rodentia; Dipodidae. The annotation marks the transcript as partial. Gene Ontology annotation, molecular function: RNA binding. The transcript has a single exon.